GACCGGAAGUUGUAAGUAGCAGCUUCCUGCCCACGUGACCCUCCCUGUACAUGUGCCGCAUGCGGGGCUGAAGCGGUGUGUUUAUAUUUCACAUUUCAGAACAGAUCCUUAUGAUUAUUAAGAGUGACAUGAUGAAGACGACAGAAGAGCACGAGGAGGUCGACCUGGAGGAAGAGGAGGAGGAAGAGGAGGAAGAGGGGAGUGAAAUGUCGGACGGAGAGCUCCAGGAAGCUUUUGCCAAGGGUCUGCUUAAACCUGGCAUGAAUGUAAUGGCCAAUAAACCUAAAACGUUUGCAAACAAUGUGGACGGUCUGAAGCGUUGCCUCGCAGACUUCCGUAAAGACCUGCCCUGGGUGGAACGGUUAGACCUCACAAACUUACCUGCUGAAGAUGUUCUGGCCAAAGCUGAAGGGAGAGAGACAAAAACCACAAACGGAGAGAUUAAUGCAGAUGACGACUUUGAAAGGGAGAUGUUUUUUUAUCGUCAGGCUCAAGCCACAGUUUUACAGGCGCUGCCUCUUCUAAACAAACAUGGCAUCGCCACAAAGAGGCCCGACGACUAUUUCGCAGAGAUGGCAAAGUCUGACCAACAGAUGCAGAAGAUUCGGAAAAAGCUCAUUGCCAAACAGAGCAUAAUCGAACGGUCAGAAAAGGCGAAGCAGCUCCGUGAGCAACGGAAGUUUGGCAAAAAGGUUCAAAUAGAAGUGAUGCAGAAAAGACAGAAGGAGAAGAAGGCCAUGAUGACAGCUGUGAAGAAAUAUCAGAAAGGAAUGACAGACAAAUUGGAAUUUUUGGAAGGAGACCAGAAAUCAGGAAAAGAAUCUUCUCAAGGCUCAAAGAAAGCAAUGAACAAAAAGGGGCCCAACGCGAAGAGGAAAUUCAAAGACCAGAAGUUUGGUUUUGGGGGAAAAAAGAGCGGAACGAAGUGGAACACGAAAGAGAGCUACAACGACAUGUCCAGUUUCCGAGCUAAAGUGGCACACGGGAAAGGUCCCAGAGGAGGGAAGAAAGGAAAAGGAGGCAAACAGAAUAAACGUCCUGGCAAAUCUGUGCGAAGAAAAAUGAAGAAUCGAUCAUGAGAGCUGGUGCACACUGGGCUCUAGGCUAAACAUGGACUUAAAGCAGGAUUUUAUACGUGUUUCGUUUAUAUGUGCUUUGAGGGUUGAAGUCGAGUGAGGACACUUAAAUGUUUUUAUAUGGAACCCAAACUUGAGGAACCAGUGAACCAGGACGACCCCCAGAACUCGCCCAAGUGGAGCAAAGUAUUUCAGACAUGAGACGGAAAUGAGUGCAAAUGUCCACAUCCAUAAUUUCUGUUUAUUUUUCUGCAAUAUAAACGGUCAAGUAAACAUUUUAAAAAUCCAAAAUCUUCACUAGUCAGUAUAAAUAUACAGAGUGUCUAUAAAGUCUCUUAUUUAUUAUAAAGGCAGUUGAUCAGAUAUCUUAAUCAGACUUGUUCUGUUGUACUCAGUGGUUUCCAAAGUGUUUGACCUCAUUUAAUUCACCUCUAUAUGGGCUCCAUUAGUGGCAUGAAGCACAUCAAGACUGGGCUUGGUUUCUUGCCGUGUUUGCUGUAGCAGAGCCUCAUCAAUGGUUCAGUCACAUCUGUAUCUUUUACUUUAGUUCAGUAAUAUCCCGUAUGUUUGUUCCAUACACAAUAUCUUUAACACAGCCUCACAGAACCCAUGAUACACACUGCGCCUUCUCUUUAGGAAGAGACAUUUCUUAGAGGUUCAUUCAAAAAGAUGCCUCUUUAAUCAACAGGGUGCCUGACAUACAGAAAUGCGACGUGAUUAAAAACGUUUAACCACUGAGUACUAUAGAACAAGUCUAAUGAAUGUAUCUUAUCAGCUGACUUUGUAAUUCCAUUUUAAAAUUGUAAACAGACUCUAUGGACACUGCGCUAUGACUAGGGAUGGGACUGUAAUUAUUGUCUAUCAUGAUAAAAAGUGUCGAAAGAAAUCGUUCAGGGGACAUUUGAUGGAAUCGUGAGAAUCACCAACAGAGAGAAUCGUCGGUAUCUCCAAAAUGUGCAGAAAAAAAUACUUCUAUCUCGUCAAACAAUUAUCAAGAUGUGAAAUCGAGAUGUGAGACGGACAUGAGUACAAAUGUCCACUUCCAUAUCCAUUAUUUCUUUUGCUGUAGUGUAAACAGUGAAGUACACGAUGUAAAAAUCCAAAAUCUUCUGUAGUUAGUCUGCUAUUAAAAGUACAAAGUGACUACCAUUGGUUUUGCUUUGACUCAAGUUCCUGGUUCUUAAUUCCGUUCAGUUUUUGUUGUCACUAUUCCAAUUUGCAAAUACUUCUACAAACUUUGUUCUUUUGUCAUGAUGAACUAUUGUAAUAAAAAAAAUACUGCAGGUUUUG
Periophthalmus magnuspinnatus is the source of this 2366-nucleotide messenger RNA. It is a transcript of the gene ebna1bp2, whose product is annotated as EBNA1 binding protein 2. Gene Ontology annotation, biological process: rRNA processing; ribosomal large subunit biogenesis. Gene Ontology annotation, cellular component: nucleolus; preribosome, large subunit precursor; nuclear periphery. The transcript is spliced from 9 exons. The record is from RefSeq and is a predicted model, not a curated record. The coding region runs from base 111 to 1079 and encodes 322 amino acids. NCBI's taxonomy places the organism in Eukaryota, Metazoa, Chordata, Actinopteri, Gobiiformes, Gobiidae.